Messenger RNA from Anopheles maculipalpis, 1509 nucleotides. RefSeq names its product 60S ribosomal protein L4 (gene RpL4). Gene Ontology annotation, molecular function: structural constituent of ribosome; RNA binding. Lineage: Eukaryota; Metazoa; Arthropoda; Insecta; Diptera; Culicidae. The record is from RefSeq and is a predicted model, not a curated record. Gene Ontology annotation, biological process: translation. The transcript is spliced from 3 exons. Gene Ontology annotation, cellular component: cytosolic large ribosomal subunit; ribosome. Bases 141 to 1505 code for a protein of 454 amino acids.
UUGACAGCUGUCAUGGAAAAGCCGGAUAGGAGUGCUUCCGCUUUGAAUAGUUCUUUUUCUGUCCCCCGUGGCAUGGUGGACGUGCUUUAUUUAAGCAGCCAACAAAAAUCGUGAAUAAUCGGGAGUAAACCUGUGCGAAAAUGAGUUUGACGGCAGCGCGCCCCUUGGUCAGUGUGUACACUGACAAAAAUGAGGCGGCAAAGGAUAAGGGAAUCGCUUUGCCAGCCAUCUUCAAGGCACCGAUCCGCCCGGAUGUCGUGAGCGAGGUGUCGCAACUGAUGCGCCGCAACCGUCGCCAGCCGUACGCCGUUAGCGAGGCUGCCGGUCACCAGACGUCGGCCGAAUCGUGGGGUACCGGUCGUGCCGUGGCCCGUAUUCCGCGUGUUCGCGGUGGUGGUACUCACCGUUCCGGUCAGGGUGCCUACGGUAACAUGUGCCGUGGUGGACGUAUGUUCGCCCCAACCAAGACCUGGCGCCGUUGGCAUCGUAAGAUCAAUGUCAACCUGAAGCGCUACGCUUUGGUGUCGGCACUGGCCGCUAGCGGUGUACCUGCGCUGGUACAGUCGCGAGGUCACAUCAUCGAUGGGCUGUCUGAGCUGCCGCUGGUUGUUUCGGAUGAAAUCCAGAAGUACCAGAAGACCAAGCAGGCCGUAACCUUCCUGCGCCGUUCCAAGGUUUGGGCCGACGUGCAGAAGGUUUACAAGUCGCAGCGCCUGCGUGCCGGUCGCGGUAAGAUGCGCAACCGUCGCCGCAUUCAGCGUCGUGGACCGUUGGUCAUUUACGAUAAGGAUGAAGGUCUACGCAAGGCUUUCCGUAACAUUCCUGGCGUAGAUACCAUGAAGGUGAACAAGCUGAAUCUGCUGAAGCUGGCCCCCGGUGGUCAUGUUGGUCGGCUGUGCAUCUGGACGGAGUCCGCGUUCGCCAAGCUGGAUGCCCUGUACGGCACCUGGGAGAGGCGGUCCCGCAUGAAGAAGGGCUACAAUCUGCCAACCCCGAUCAUGGCCAACACCGAUCUGGCCCGUCUGCUGAAGUCGGAGGAAAUUCGUCGCGUGCUGAAGGCACCGAAGAAGAUCGUCCACCGUCACAUCCGCCGUCUGAACCCGCUGACCAACAAGGCUCAAAUGUUGAAGCUGAACCCGUACUCCGCAGUGACGACGCGCCGAGCCCAGCUGAUGACGAAGCUGCGCCGAUGCGAGCGUAUUGUGGCUAAGGCUCAGGCCAAGAAGAAGCCACUGGAUGCCAAGCACGAGGCCGUCGCGUUCAUCGAGAAGGAACAGCGACGAGUGCAGCGGCUGCAGAAGCGAGUGGACGCACGGGUGGCGCGACUCGUGAAGAAGAAGGCUGACUGUGACGCCAAGAAGAAGGAUGGAGCGCCGGCGAAGAAGCUCCAGAAGCGUGCAAAGAACGAGAAGAAGGUGGUGGCGAAGGAUGCUGCGAAGCCAGUGGAAAAGAAGGCCGUGAAGAAGGUUGUAAAGAAGGCCGUGAAGAAGGUUGAAAAGAAGUAAAUGU